UUAUAAAAUGUUCUGGUGAUGUGGUGUUCGGAAAUCUCAACUUGUCUGCCAACUAUUCCAUCGGUUCAGCAUCUUCACCGAGUGACAUCAUCAGUGAGCAGGAGGCUGCAAGCAUGGAAGUCACUGAACCCAAGAAGAUCAUCAUCGACACCGAUCCUGGUAUCGAUGAUGCCAUGGCCAUAUUUGUGGCAUUGAAGUCGCCGGAGGUGGAAGUGAUUGGACUCACAACUAUAUACGGAAAUGUUUAUACGACUCUCGCCACAAGAAAUGCCUUGCAUUUGUUGGAGUUUGCAGGGAGAACUGAUAUCCCCGUGGCUGAAGGAUCCCAUGUCACUAUCACUCAAGGUACAAAACUCCGUAUUGCUGAUUUUGUUCAUGGUGCGGAUGGACUUGGAAACCAAAACUUCCCUCCACCAAAUGGAAAGCCAAUUGAACAGUCUGCUACAUCUUUUCUGGUGGAACAAGCAAAGCUUUACCCUGGAAAAGUCACUGUGGUAGCAUUAGGCCCACUUACAAAUAUUGCACUGGCUAUACAACUAGAUCCUGCAUUUGCAAAGAACAUUGGGCAGAUUGUUCUUCUUGGUGGUUCUUUUGCAGUUAAUGGGAAUGUUAAUCCAGCAGCGGAGGCUAAUAUAUUUGGGGAUCCAGAUGCUGCAGAUAUAGUAUUUACAAGUGGAGCAGAUAUCUUGGCCGUGGGCAUAAAUGUUACCCAUCAAGUUGUUUUGACAGAUGCUGAUCGAGACAAGUUGGCAAAGUCAGGUGGAAAAUUUGCGCAGUACUUGUGCAAAAUUUUAGAUGUGUACUUCUCUUACCAUCAUGAUGCGUAUAGCACAAAAGGAGUUUACCUUCAUGAUCCAACAGCCCUUCUGGCAGCUGUUAAUCCUUCACUUCUAACUUACACAGAGGGUGUUGUUAGAGUCCAGACAAGCGGCAUCACAAGAGGGCUCACAAUUUUGUAUAACAAGCAGAAAAAGUUCGGUGAAGUCACAGAAUGGUGUGAGAAACCCACGGUGAAGGUGGCGGUUACUGUGGAUGCUCCCACCGUGUUAAACUUGGUCAUGGAACGGCUCAUGGACUCUUGAUGUGCAGGUUGAACUUUGAAGUAUAGAGCCAACGUUUGAAGAGUUGGCUUCCAUUUCAUUAGUGUUUAGCAUGACGAUUGCAUACGGUUGUGCUUGAAUGUUGCUUUGGUAUAUAAGGCAUCUUCACCAUAAUAAUGUUAUGAUACAAUCAUGUAUGGAAACAAAGGAAACAUUGUAUGUAAUUUAAUUAGAUUGCUGGCA
Argentina anserina (silverweed cinquefoil) is the source of this 1283-nucleotide messenger RNA. RefSeq names its product probable uridine nucleosidase 2. Gene Ontology annotation, cellular component: cytosol. Bases 114 to 1082 code for a protein of 322 amino acids. The record is from RefSeq and is a predicted model, not a curated record. The transcript is spliced from 9 exons. Gene Ontology annotation, molecular function: purine nucleosidase activity. Gene Ontology annotation, biological process: purine nucleoside catabolic process. NCBI's taxonomy places the organism in Eukaryota, Viridiplantae, Streptophyta, Magnoliopsida, Rosales, Rosaceae.